This is a messenger RNA of Diospyros lotus (date-plum), 969 nucleotides long. RefSeq lists its product as uncharacterized. The record is from RefSeq and is a predicted model, not a curated record. The transcript has 2 exons. The coding region runs from base 1 to 969 and encodes 322 amino acids. NCBI's taxonomy places the organism in Eukaryota, Viridiplantae, Streptophyta, Magnoliopsida, Ericales, Ebenaceae.
AUGUUUAACACCGGCGCCACACCGCAGCCAUUAUCGCCAACGGUUUCUAUAGAUUCUAUCGAGGACAACGCUAUUGCACCUUCCCAACAUUCCCCAACUAUUCCAUCUUCAUCUGCUAGCCUCGCGGCAUAUUUGGUUGAUCCUUCCCUUUUUACCUAUACUUCCGCUAUCCAUACCAUUUUAGUUCUCCUUUAUGUUAAUGAUAUUGUUCUUAUCAAAGAUAGCUUGGUCGUAUUGACUGCACUCAUUCAGGAUUUGAGCCGUCGUUUUGCCAUGAAGGAUCUUGGAGACUUGCACUAUUUUCUGGGUAUUGAGGUUCAGCGCUCCUGUACUGGCCUAUUUCUAUCCCAACAGAAAUAUGCUUCUGAUCUUCUCACCAAAGCUCUUAUGCAUCAAAGCAAGCCGAUUGCCACUCCUCUACCCUCCAAACUACAAGAUUGGCAUGGGUCACUACCUUACUAUAAUCCAACCUUUUAUCGCAAUCUGGUUGGUGGCUUGCAAUAUCUUACACUGACUCAUCCUGAUCUUACACUCGCUGUGAAUUUGGUUAGUCAACAUAUGUCCUCUCCAACAGUUGUCGACUUUGCUCAUCUAAAACCCAUUAUUCGCUAUUUGGCUGGCUCCCUCGAUCGUGGCAUUCGCAUCUUGGCCUUUAGUUUAUUGCAACUUUAUGCCUUCUCUGAUGUCGAUUGGGCUGGGUGCAAAGACACUCGUCGGUCAACCACUGGAUAUUGUGUAUUUCUAGGCUCCAAUUGUGUUUCAUGGAGUGCUAAAAAGCAGCCCACAGUUGCUCACUCCUUUGUGGAGGCUGAAUAUUGCGCCCUUGCUUCCACCUCUACUGAGCUUACAUGGAUCUUUCUUAUGUUACGUGAUAUCGGGUUCUCACAACCACAUCCAGCCAUUCUUUUCUCCGACAAUGUCUCUUCUCUUCACCUUACUAUGAAUCAUGUGUUUCAUGCCCGAACAUAG